AUGACCACGUCGACUCAGCCCUCGCACUUCACCGCCGAGGAGUCGCAGUGGUCAUCAGGCGGUGGCAAUAGCUGCGGCAGUGCCAACACCAGUCUCACCUCAUCGGCGUCAUUCGCUAUGGACAGUCUGGCAGAGAGCUCACAGGGCUCCACAGCGGGCGAGCUGUCCAACCAACACCAGCAUCAACACCAACUUCAGCAGCACAUCGAAGAGCCGAAGCGCUCCUACAGCUCGUGUGCUUUAUCUCUAUCCUCUGACACUGAUAUGAUGAUUGGCUUUGAGCGAAAACCCUACCGACCGUUCCGAUCAAAUGAAGAGUACCUGAUUGCGAUGAAGGAAGAUUUGGCAGAAUGGUUAAACACACUCUACACUUUGGACAUUACUGCGGACAACUUCCUUAAUCGACUCGAAACUGGCGUCAUCCUCUGCAGACAUGCCAACUCAGUGCUCCGAACUGCUCGCGAAUGGAAGGAGCACAAUGCUGACUUUUCUGCCCUCACAAAUCUCGUCCUCACUGUCGUGGACCUCCACCGAGAUGUGCCGGUUAAGGUGAACGCCGCUCCUGGGACGUUUCAGGCUCGAGACAACGUGGCCAAUUUUAUCGAUUGGUGUCGUCGAAUUCACAUAAAAGAGUGCCUUCUCUUUGAAACUGAAGACUUGGUGGCGCGCAAAAAUGAAAUUAAUUUUGUUCUCUGCCUGCUCGAAGUUGCCCGUUACGGCGCUAAAUUCGGUCUACUUGCGCCGACACUAGUUCAGUUCGAGCAGGAAAUCGAUCAAGAGCUUGAAAAGGAUCAACAGGAAUCGAUGACAAAGCGAACCCUGCUGCCGCCUACUGAUGUUUCUGCCUUACUCGGCGACAGUGAACUGAUCUUUGACGACACACCUCAGCCGCAAAUAACCAACAAUGAUCUCGAGUCGCUCCAUGAAAAGGUUGUCAAUCUGCUCUCUCGCUGCACUUGUCCUGUGCAGUUUUACUUGGAACAUCUCUCAGAGGGAAAGUACCGAAUCGGUGAUACUCGAACGCUCAUUUUCGUUCGGAUAUUGCGUAAUCAUGUGAUGGUUCGGGUCGGCGGCGGAUGGGACACUUUGGAACACUACUUGGAGAAGCAUGAUCCUUGUCGAUGCCGAUUCGCGCAUCGUUCAACUAGCGCAGNUCGAUUCGCGCAUCGUUCAACUAGCGCAGCUCGUAUCACCUUUAAUAGUGGACAGGUUAAGAACCCACAGAUGCAGGUCACAUUUGAAAGACCUGAAAACUCAUGUUCUCAACCUCGACGUUCAGUGGUUUCGAUUAACUCAUCGCCUUCUGCCACUCGAAGGGCUUUAGGCCGAGCUGGUGCCAUAACACCCAGUUCUACGAGUUCAGUUGAUCUGUCGACAAUUCGCCGUUCCUCCACCUCGUCAAAUGACUCUGCCACUUCAAUGUGCUCCGGUUCACUCGCCUCUGCCAGUCACGCUGAUUCCUUGGUCUCCUCAGAACACUCUUCACUCUCGAGCAGCAACUCUCUAGGCAGCUACCAGGCGCCAACUGUUUUGCCAGACCGCAACAACAACAUCAAAGAUCUAGAAACAGCCAACAAUGUUGCUAAUACUAACGGUUCUAAGGCUCCAGCAAUACCUCAUCCAAAACCAAGUCCAAAGAAACGAGUUCUUGCAACUCCUGAUCAGUCUUCCCGAAUUCCUAAGUCAAAAAUUGGUAGUGGCAGCAGCAGUAGCAUUUCAAUGAGAACGGGCAUGAAUAGUUGCUACUCAGCUAACUCGUCAAGAAGCAGUUCCUCUUUGACAAGUGCUCAUAAACUAAAGUCUACCUCUACGCUAGCAAUACCGCAGCUAAGUUCGUCCACCACAAAGAUUCCCUGUUUAGAUGCCACCAAUAAGCCUCGACACAGUCUUUCCAGCCGAUACUCGAGUCAUAAUAUUUACCUGGCGGUUGCAGAGGAGGCAUCUGAUGGAAAGCAUGCAAGCAAACGACUGUUUCCUGUCACUGGCGCCUCAGCUCCUGCCAAACAGCGAUCUCGAGUUAACGGAAUGAACGGUAACCUAAACAAUCGAACAAAGCAAAAGUCGAGUCUAGAAUUGAAUGUGGGAAACGAAAACUUUUUCUCACUCUCUUCAAUUGACAAGUCAAAUCACUCUGAAUCGCAACAAUCAGUGCCAAACAAAACACCGAAGACUCCUCAUCAGCAGCCACAGCAGCAGCAGCAGCAAAAUCGCCGACAGCAUUCUUCAUCCAGUCUGCCAAGGGUCAGCAAGUCAGCACACAGUUCGCCGUACUUGAAACGGCGCGAAUUGACCAUUAGUCCUACCACUUCUAAUGGGGUAAUGGGAAAGCCAAGCAGCGGAUGUAGUGCCGGUGCUGGUUCGGCUGUUAGCAAGAUUGCACCCCUUUCCAAGCUGGACUCUGCAAAGAGAUUUCAAGGGAGUGCCACUAGUCUCAACUCAACUGCGUCAACAGCCUCAGGUAGCACGAACAGCAGCAGCAGCAGUCUGCACACCAGUGUGCCUUCUGCAGAGACUAGCACGGAUUUGCAGCAGCAGCAGCAGCAGACUUUGCCUAAAGUGACCAGUGCCAUUGCUGGUGCGGUGGGUGGCAGUUCUUUUCUCGAGCCAAAGAAGCCUUUCAUGAGCACUGACACGACGCCGUCUACCCUGGUUGAAGUGUGCUCCUGGUUGGAGCGAAACCACCUGGCCUCCAGCUAA
Rhagoletis zephyria (snowberry fruit fly) is the source of this 2697-nucleotide messenger RNA. NCBI's taxonomy places the organism in Eukaryota, Metazoa, Arthropoda, Insecta, Diptera, Tephritidae. The record is from RefSeq and is a predicted model, not a curated record.